AUGAAAGACACUUACAACCAUUGCGAGAGGUCUAAAGAAAUCACAAGUACAUUCGACAGUUCACAGGAUACAAACCUACUACCGUCAACAGAAGACUCGCGUGAGCAAAGCGACCUGGAAGACGAGUGUCAGUUGUUCCGGUCGUUGAUCAAAAGAAACAUAUUAAAACUGGGGAGCGUCGAGGGUAAGCAUUCCGGGAUAUCGACGAUGUUUAAUAAUCCAAUAAUUUAGAUUUUUAUCAAUACGACAAUGUAUUGACGUAUGCCGUAAUUCUAACUUGUCCAUAGAAAAAUGUGCGAUUUUCACAUGGUUGCGCAAUUUCGACUUGGAAAAUGACGAGGCGAAAAAAUGUAGGAUUAUUAAACUGAUCCUGAUUUCACUCCGAAAUACGGAAGCAAUCCGAAAUGGCGGCUCAAAGACGAAAACCGAUCGAACCGCCGUUCCAGAAACCGAAACGGAUAUUAGCGAAACACGCGAACAAAGUGCGUCUUAAAAUAGUGGCCAAUACCAGAGUGCGCGUAUAAUAAUAAUUACUAUAAGACAGUUCUUGACAUUUUUACAGACCCUGAGCCUUGUGGCGUGUCUACGAGUACGGAUUCAUCAAUAGCGAACGCCAAACGCUUACCGCAAGAUGAAGAAGACUCUAUAGAAGACCACUGCUGUGUCGAUACAAUUCCGAUAGAAUCUGAUCGGAACAUCAGCCACGAGGUCGUCGUACCGUACACCGACAAGUGUCGGGGACAAAGUACGUAUACCAUAAGUGUCUGAAAUUAAAGCACGGGUAAAAUCAUAAUUAUUAUUAUAGUCUCAGAACCUUGCAACGAGCCGGCGAAUAGUGAUUCGUCAGGGAAUCCGGAAGAACGGCUGAACGACGUUAAGGACCAUUUUGACCUUUGGUCCGAUGUCGUGCCCGGGAUUUCGCCGUGGUCGGUCGCCGACUUCUGUCAGUUGACCGGUUCGCAGCCGCAGCGUUUAUGGACCGCGCGACGGUCAGCGAACGGUUUGAUCAACGACGGCCUGCCACUGGCGUACUAUACGCGUCAUCGACCUAGUGGUCGCCUGGCCAAUAACCGAUGCUAUUACGCGCGGUUGAGUGCCGGUAACGACGAUCACAAUAGGAUUUGUCGUGUACCAACACGCGUCGCCGGCCGUCAGCCCGGCGUGGUGGACGGUCGCCGGGGGCCGGCCAUUUGGGAUAACCAACAAAGAUUGCCACCGCUCCGCGCGGCUUUCCGAAAUCAAAACCCAGCCGCCGAUGAGCGUCAGCAACAUCAGCGGAGACCUUCGAGAAUACCGAUAGCUACUCACCGACAGGCCUCGGAGCCCAGAAGAGUGGACAAUCCUGUUCAAUUAUACGAGGGCUCCAGAAUACCGGUAAUGAACCGAGCGGGUGCGGCUCCAGCACGCGUAAGCAGGCCUCGCCCGCCGACAGUGCAUGGGCGCGUACAUGCGAGACAGGAACAGCCGAACGUGCGUGCGAGCCAGGAGCAGCCGAACGUGCAGGCGAUACAGGAACAGCCGCACGUGCAGGAAAGACAGGAACAACCCCGUGCGUUGUCGCCCUCUAACGAUCCGCCGCGGGACCGGCACGGCUCGUACAACGACAUGCCCAGUGCGAAUGUAGGCCAGCAGUGUCCCCGGCGCAACACUAUAAACGUAAACGCCGCCGGCCCGUGCCAGCGACACAAUAUUUAUAACGCGCCCGACCAGAACGCUGCACAUCCACGUGAUGCCGCUCGCCGUGCAUCUUUCGACGCGCCAGCAAAUCAAAUGAACCCCCGCGGUCCGUACGGCGCCGCUCGCCGUGCCACUUACGACACACCUGGAGGUCAAAUGAAUCCGCGUGGCCCAUACGAUGCCGCUCGCCGUGCACCUUUUGACGAACCAGUAGCUCAACUCGAUCCCGACAACGUUCGUCGUGCACUUUUCGACGCGCAAGCAAAUCAAAUGAAUGCCGGCCGUCGCGCUACGCCUGACGCCGUACCGAAUCAACCGAAUCCCGGUAGUUUGCGCCGUGACACUUACGACGUGCCCGAUCCGAUGACAAGACAGAGAAAUAUGACCUAUGCUGCGGGAACUAGCCACGUAGGGGUCAACAGAGGUGGGAGCACGUUCACGGUGUCCGGAACCAUCAGCGUAAACACCAGCGGCAACGGCGUGAUGCCCAUGUUCUUUGCGGAAGACGAGUCCGCGCACAUGCACUCGCCGCAACAAUCGCCGCAACGCAUGGCGGAUCCGGACACGAGCGACGACGUGGUGGCCGAAGAUUUUCUGGAUAACUUCGAAAGAUUCAAUAACGUGCUGGCGCCGCGGGCGAUCGCCCUGCCCGGUAGUCCGUACGUCCACGUCGACGCGAACGCGCCUCGCGGGAACACGCCCGAAGGUUGGAUCAAUAAUGAUAUGAGCUCGAUAGGCUCGGAACCGCGGUCAAUGGACAUCACCCCCGCGCGCUACGGCUUUUACCAGGAUGGUAAUGGCAUGGACGACGAUAGCUGGUCGAUGGACCAAGACCGAGAAAAUGUCCCGUUCGGGCUGGAUGAUUCGUAUGAAAUGCCGCAGGCGAAUCACGCGCAACCCGCGAUCCGCCGAUCGAGAGGCGUUUCGCUGGACCGUGACCGCGGUCCAUGCGGACGACGACGCGACACGUUCGAUCGACGCACUCAUUAA
This is a messenger RNA of Cinara cedri, 2667 nucleotides long. The record is from the annotation of a GenBank genome assembly. Lineage: Eukaryota; Metazoa; Arthropoda; Insecta; Hemiptera; Aphididae.